GUGCUCAGAGCUGUGGAGGAAGCCCUGCUCUGCCCUCCCUGCUGUGGCUGCUGCUCCUGACUGCAGAGCUCUCCUGGAACUGGAGAAGGGGAUGGGAGCAGGGUAGGCGGGCACUGACUAGCCAGCCCCUCUGCAGAUUCCCCGUUCUGGCGAUGAUGCUCUGAGCCCAGUGCACCUGGCAUUCACAUCUAUGGACCUGCUCUGAACCGUAGAGCCUGCCUAUGGGGGAAGAUACCUGAUUUUUCCAGCCCCAUUUGUUGAAAAGACUGUCCUCUCCCCAUCAAAUGUUCUUGGCACUCCUGUCCAAAGUAUUUGGCCACACAUGUAAAGCGUUUCAUCUUCUCUAAACAGGGAGAGUGGCCAUCUGUCUGGUACCCACAUCCAACGCGAUCCUCCCGACCUCACGGGGCUGCUUUGUUCUGAGGUAAGGGGAUUUUGUGGGCCUGGGGAAGCCGUCAGCGGAGCAGGACAGGUGGCCGAGGCUGGCUGUGAGGACAGCAGACCCAAGGAAAGCAGACCCAGGCGGCAUGGCAGGGUGACGCCAUCUGGGCCCCAUCCAUCCUUCUUCACAGCACCCUCAGUACCUUAAGCCAUCACCCCCAUCCACAUUUUGGGAGAAAGAUGGAGUCCAAGGUCUCUGAAGGUGGCCUGAAUGUGACCCUAACAAUUCGCCUGCUGAUGCAUGGAAAGGAAGUUGGAAGCAUCAUUGGGAAGAAAGGGGAAACUGUGAAGAAGAUGCGUGAAGAGAGUGGUGCCAGGAUCAACAUCUCAGAGGGAAACUGCCCGGAGAGGAUUGUGACGAUCACAGGCCCAACGGACGCCAUCUUCAAGGCCUUUGCCAUGAUUGCGUACAAGUUUGAGGAGGACAUCAUCAACUCCAUGAGCAACAGCCCUGCUACCAGCAAGCCCCCAGUGACGCUGAGGCUGGUGGUCCCAGCCAGCCAGUGCGGGUCCCUAAUUGGCAAAGGCGGCUCCAAGAUCAAGGAGAUAAGGGAGUCCACAGGUGCCCAAGUCCAGGUGGCCGGGGACAUGCUGCCCAACUCCACGGAGCGGGCAGUGACCAUUUCAGGGACGCCAGAUGCCAUUAUACAGUGCGUCAAGCAGAUCUGUGUGGUCAUGCUGGAGUCCCCACCGAAAGGUGCCACCAUUCCCUACCGCCCAAAGCCCGCCUCCACCCCUGUCAUUUUUGCAGGUGGUCAGGUAAGAGCCGACCCGCUCGCGGCCUCCACUGCCAACCUCAGCCUUUUACUGCAGCACCCGCCGCUGCCCGCCUACACGAUCCAGGGACAGUACGCCAUCCCCCACCCGGAUCAGCUGACCAAGCUCCACCAGUUGGCCAUGCAGCAAACCCCCUUUCCUCCCCUCGGACAGACCAACCCCGCUUUCCCCGGAGAAAAGCUGCCUUUACACUCCUCCGAAGAAGCUCAAAAUCUGAUGGGCCAGUCGUCAGGUCUGGACGCCAGUCCCCCGGCCAGCACUCACGAGCUCACCAUUCCCAAUGAUCUAAUAGGCUGCAUAAUUGGACGCCAAGGGACCAAAAUCAAUGAAAUUCGACAGAUGUCUGGAGCUCAGAUCAAAAUCGCUAAUGCCACUGAAGGGUCAUCGGAGCGUCAGAUCACCAUCACGGGAACCCCGGCCAACAUCAGCCUUGCCCAGUAUCUCAUCAAUGCCAGGCUGACGUCCGAGGUCACCGGGAUGGGCGCGCUCUAAUCCUACCCAGGCCACUCUGUGCACCUGACCGCUGGAGCCCACGGCCUCACCGGCUGGCGCACUCUGUACAAACCGCCUGCCCUUCCUCGCAGAUACAAGUAGUUUUCUUAUGUACCGACGGUCCAUGCAGUAGACACCAGUCCCAGCCGUCUGCACUCAGGCUCGGCCGCCCGCCCCCUUUGGUAGUUGGAGCCCGUCUCCAUGCAUCGGCAUGCACUGCUAAGUAUUGUAACGCUUCGGGGAACUCCCAUCCGUGACAUGGUAGAGAAUUGUCCUCAGUGUCCGUGUGACUGUCUAGGAUUUGGUCUGACGCUUUGGCACACUUCCUGUGACCUGCUGUCCCUGUGCUCAAGGUCCCUGCUCUCUCCCCUGUGCCCAGUCUCCCCUCAGAGCCCACGCGGCCUUGGCUCACGUUCCCAUCCAGCCAUGUGCUGGGAUCUGGGCUGCCUUUCCUGCAGCCUGUGGGAAACGCCCAGGAGAGGAGGGGCCUGGGGGACGUCUAAGGAAUGGGGCGGAGUGGCAGAGGGUGCGGGGCCCAGCUCCACAGGGAUGUCCCCUGGGGGAGGCACUUGUGGGCCCCAGGCGUCUUCCGGGGUGACUGGAGAGUGCAGCCUCUCCAGAAAGCCCCUCUGCACUGUCGGAGUUUAAUAAACGUUGUGCGCCUCCCCCAUC
Ictidomys tridecemlineatus (thirteen-lined ground squirrel) is the source of this 2382-nucleotide messenger RNA. It is a transcript of the gene Pcbp3, whose product is annotated as poly(rC) binding protein 3. Gene Ontology annotation, molecular function: RNA binding. The record is from RefSeq and is a predicted model, not a curated record. NCBI's taxonomy places the organism in Eukaryota, Metazoa, Chordata, Mammalia, Rodentia, Sciuridae.